Molecule: messenger RNA, 1677 nt
Organism: Aedes albopictus (Asian tiger mosquito)
Lineage: Eukaryota; Metazoa; Arthropoda; Insecta; Diptera; Culicidae
Gene: GatB
Product: glutamyl-tRNA(Gln) amidotransferase subunit B, mitochondrial
Exons: 5
Coding region: 88-1668 (526 amino acids)
Biological process (GO): glutaminyl-tRNAGln biosynthesis via transamidation; mitochondrial translation
Cellular component (GO): glutamyl-tRNA(Gln) amidotransferase complex; mitochondrion
Molecular function (GO): glutaminyl-tRNA synthase (glutamine-hydrolyzing) activity
Source: RefSeq, a predicted model, not a curated record
GCGAGGCAUAUUUAUUUAUAAACAAAAAAGUCUGUUCUUGUUUUGCGCUAGGUUUUGCCGGUUUUGCGUAAGUUUAUUUGCGAAAAAAUGUCGUGGAGUUUGUCCUUCCGAAGGAAUCCUCUAAUUUUCAACGUGCGCCGGCGGAAUUUCGCUACCAAAGCAGUCGGCAAGCCCAGACCGAACAGCUGGAAGAGCGUAAUCGGACUGGAGGUGCACGCUCAGAUCCAAACCAGCUCGAAGCUUUUUUCCGGUGCGGAGGUGGCCUUCUCGUCCCCGAUCAAUUCGUGCGUUUCGUUGUUCGAUGCGUCCAUCCCUGGUACGCUUCCGGUGCUGAACCGGAAAUGCGUCGAACUAGGAGUUCGAACGGCACUGGCACUGGGCUGUACCGUUAAUUCGGUUUCGAUGUUCGAUCGGAAGCAUUACUUCUAUGCGGAUCUUCCGACGGGUUACCAAAUAACACAGCAGAGAGCCCCGCUGGCUCGAGGCGGUCUGCUGUCGUUUCCGGUGUUCGUGCCGGGUGUAACCAAAAAACCGUACUACAAAUCCGCCCGAUUGCACCAGCUUCAGCUGGAACAGGACAGCGGGAAAUCGCUUCACGACCCCGUUGAAAGGAAGAGCCUUGUGGAUCUGAACCGUGCGGGAGUUCCUCUGAUGGAGCUGGUUUUUGAACCGGAUCUCGAAACGGGAGAAGAAGCGGCUGCCCUGGUUAAAGAGCUGAUACUUAUUCUGACCCGACUGGGAAGUUGCUCCUGCAGGAUGGAAGAGGGUGCCCUCCGUGUGGAUGCCAACAUUUCCGUACACAAGGAACACACCCCGUUGGGAACCCGAACGGAAGUCAAGAACAUCGGUUCCGUACGGGCCGUUGCCCAGGCCAUCGAGUUCGAAAUCGAAAGGCAAAUCGGCAUUUUGGACGGAGGUGGACGAAUUUUCAACGAAACUCGCGCUUGGGAUGCAACCGGAAGGCAAACAAUAGCCAUGCGAGACAAGGAAGUAGUGCAAGACUAUCGUUUCAUGCCGGAACCAAAUCUGCCCCCGUUGCACGUGAAUGUCGGCGGUGGUGAGUGCGCGCCUGGAGUGAUAGUUGACGCCGUGCACAUCGGAUCAACUUUGCCAGAACUUCCGGAAGAAACCCGUAGACGGAUAGUGGGUGUAUAUAAUCUCACGCCGGAAAUGGCUAUCAUAUUAGUGAACGACAUCACCCUGUACAAUCACUUCCAUGCGAUUCUGGAUGGACCGGGGAAAACACGUUCCCCCAAAAUCGUUGCAAAUUUCCUCAUCAACGAACUGCUAACUAUCCUCAAUAAAAACAAAAUCGACAUCGAACAGUGCAGCAUCUCUUCGGCUCAUUUGGCCGAGGUAACGGAUAUGCUGGAAGAUAAUGUAAUCAAUCCAUACCUAGUGAAGCUAAUUCUGCAGGAAGCGCUUGAAACAAUGGAAAGCCCUGCCGCGAUAGCCCAGCGUAACGAUUGGUUUAUGAUAACCGACAGGGAACGAAUCGAGACAAUGUGCAGGGAUGCUAUCGAGAAGAACCCAAAAGUGGUCGAGAAGUAUCGCAAUGGUAAGGAGAAAAUGCUUUAUGCUCUGGCCGGUGAGAUUGCCAAAGCUUGCGGACAUAAGGUGGACAUGGCGAAAGCCGUUGAAAUACUGAAAAAUAUAUUGAAAAAGUAAUCGCAUAAU